AUGCCUCAUCUUGCGCACCAGACACUCAAGUCCAGCCCAGAUGAAAAUGGCAACUGCCACAGACUUUACAUUGAACCUUCCAGUGACAAAUGCAAUAAGCAUUUGACGACAUAUAAAACCAAAUUAUUUUCCUAUGCUAAAAACAAGUUUUCCGAUCCUCGCCACGAACAAAUCUGCAUUGCCAAAUUUCCAGCCACUGGCCAUGGAACUAAACAGUGGGCCACAUUAGAGGUCAGAAAAUCCCAGCUGGUCAGAAAAACAUCCAAGAUGUUCACACAAACUUUUUUCAACAACAGCAGUCAAUUAGUGUUUACUUGUCCACAGCAUGCCAGCUUGGACGCUGUAGCGAUAGGUUCUAGGAAAAGAUGCAGAGGCGAAUAUGUUGUCUUCGAGGACAAGAUGGCAAGCUUUGAACAUUUCCUAGAUAACUCUGGUAGAAUAACUGAGUCAUCUUCGACAUCCAAAUCAAGGCAUCGCAAUAAAACCAUUGGCUCCAAGGCGAAAUCAACAAGGCAGGAAACAUCUUGCCAGCUGCUGAAAUCCGAUAAGUACCACGGCAGUCUUGAGAUGACAACACACACCCAGCCAUACAUCGUCACCCCUUCUGCUCCUCCUUACGAGGAAGAGCCGUUGCCAAGUUACGAACAGCUGUUCGGAACUUCUGUACAUCAAACAGUGAUAAACAAUAAUAACAACAACAGCCACUACUACAACAUGAACAGUUUACCUCAUCAUGAAGAUUGGUCAAGCUGUCGUCCACCUGCUUACUCAGAGUAUGAUCCUGGCGUCCAUCAUGAUCGCCAGUGUUCUCAACCUGUUCACACAAACUCCUGGGAUUGUGACCACGGGGACAAUGGCCCACAUGCCUUGCUGACAGCAUUCAUCCACUUCGACUUUUGCCAAGCCAACGGGCAGAGAAUCGUGUGUAACCUCAAGGGUAUGUGUGAGGGGGGCAACAGGUACACCCUGACGACACCCACCAUGCAUUCUCUGACCGGGGAGUUUGGAAAGAGAGACCAAGGCCAGGCUGGCAUGAUGGAAGUCAUUGCCAAUCACGUGUGCUGCAGCUGGUGUCGGCAUCUGCCCAGCAUGCACUACGUUUUCGAGCAAGCCCAAGUUAACGCUACAUUAAGUCUGACAUGA
Candidula unifasciata is the source of this 1143-nucleotide messenger RNA. NCBI's taxonomy places the organism in Eukaryota, Metazoa, Mollusca, Gastropoda, Stylommatophora, Geomitridae. The record is from the annotation of a GenBank genome assembly.